GAGCGUCGCGCAUCGUCUUUUUUGCCUCUUUCUCCGAGAAGAGCGCCUUUCCCGGAGAGAAGAAAGAGCCCUUUCUCGCUUCCAGAGCGACACUGGUCCUGGCAACGCGCGACGCGAGGAAAUCCUGCGCUGGCGGGAGGCUACGAAGUCGACGCCGGAGAGACAGCCUUUGCAAGACGCGGUUGGGAGGGAGAGCUGACGAGAGACUCGCUGGGCGUUCCGAGACUGGGAGGCGCUCUAAAUUUCAGAAAGAGGUCUUUCACGGAGUUGCAAGGACCGUCCAGACGCUGGAAAACGAGGACCAUGCGAAGAGUGGAAAACUCCACUGGUCGCUUUCUGUCGAGUCGCGUCGGAGCCGCUAGAUAGAGUCGCCUCCUCGUUUUUGUGUCUUCUCCCUCCCUCUGUCCAGCCUCUCUGCGUCCUUCCCAGGCCUCCACCUUUCCUCUUCACUCCUCCGUCCCUGUCGUCCUUUCUAUGUCUCCUCUCCUUCCUUUCUCUUUCUUUCUUUCUCUCACUCUCUUGUCUCUUUCGCGCUCCGACUUGUCUGUCUGAACCUCCCAUCUCUGAGUUGCAAUGGCGGCCGCAGAUCCUUUUGCCGCGCCCGCGUCGGUGCCUUCUGUGGAGUUCUUUCUUCCUUCUCUCUUCGGCAGCGCUCUGCCAAGGUCUCUCCCUGGAGGCUCCUCUUCGUCCGCUUCGUCCUCUUCGUCCGCUUCGUCCUCUUCGUCCGCUUCGUCCUCUGUCUCCUCACCUUCCCGGUCUGCCUGCACUGCGCCUGGCUUCUCUGGAAAGCUGAAGAGUCUCUCACUCUUGUUUUCAGUCUCGCUCAGGCCGUCGCCUUCCUCGCGAUGCUCGCCUCUUCGGUCAAACCCCCUCACCCUCCCCGAAGAUGCAACAAAUACGCUGGCGCUGUCGCCUUCAGGCGACCUUCUCUUUGUCGUUGGAACGGACGGCCAGCUGAUUGUUCUCCCUCUCACUCCUCGAGGAACACCGACGGCCAAACUGUAUCGAAGAGCUCCUCCCUUCACCCGCACAAAGCGGCUGUCUUUCGCGCCUCCGUCUCCCAGUGCCCUUCCUUCCACCUCUCCUUCCACCUCUCUGUCUGCAUCUCCGUUUUCUUCUUCGUUUUCUUCUUCGUUUUCUUCUUCAUUGAUUGCAGGCCAAGUGGUGGGGACGCCAGGACCCCAGGAGUCUCUGUGGGGAGUCCCCGCGAGUGCAGACGAACUGCGGCGGCGACAGCAGUCUGGAGAGGUUUGGAGUUCUUCGAACGCAUGGCGAAGCGACCGACGCGGGCAGGCGUUGGUGGAGAGCGACUGGGAGUCUCUGUCGUCGAGCUCUGAGGAGACGCUGUCUGAGGUCGAGGACGAAGGAGCCUGCGGCGACUCGCGAAACGACGGAGACGCGCGCGUCUGGUCCUUCCUCGCAGCUCUAAACGGCGAGGCUCGAGCUCCGCAGAACCACAGAGUCCUCGGUAGAGAACAGGCCUUCCUCCCAGAACGCUUCACGCUUCUUCUCCCCGGCGAAGACCACAGACGGCCGGGCGCGUUUUCGCUGCAUGCGCGCGACGCAGACCUCGAAGCUGAAGAAGGAUGGUCGACCGCGAGGCUCUCGAGCGACAGGCGCGUGAAAGCCACUCACAUUGCCUGUGAGAUUCUUGCAGGCGAAGAAGUUCUUCUGUGCACAACGCGAGCCGGAGAUGUGAUGGUGUUCUCUCUCGCUGGCCUCCGAGAGCGCCUCGAUCGAGAGAGAGAGCGCAGGAGAGAACAGAGGCGAGAAGAGAGAGAAACGAGACGCAACCUCGCCAGGGCAAAGAAGGAACGAGAAGAGGAAGAGAGACGGCAAGGAGAGGCGAGGGAGAGAGAAGACGCGGCUGAGGGGGAGUUGAGGUUUCGAACUCGAUCAGGAGAAGAAGAGACGAGAGGGCGAGGCCUUUCCUUGUCCUCAGUGACGUUGUGGGAAGCGGACGACAGAGACUCGCUGUUCAGCGCGUUGCGAGCGGAGACUCGCGAGAAAGCAGAAGAAAACAGACUCACGCCUGCACCGGAUGUUUGGAUUCGGAACGCCCUCGGACCCCCAACUUCGCACUCAUGCAGCCAGACGGACUUAUCGACCUGGAGCUUUGCAUGCAAUCCUUUUGCACCGGCUGCUACCCCGCUGCCUUCCCCGUCACGCCCCUCUUCUGCUGCGCCCCUGCUUCCGUUCUUCUCUUCUCUUGUCUUCGGCAGCAACACACAUCACCUCUCCUUCAUCGACCUCCGGCAUCUCCCCAUCGGUCGCGGAGACUCUGCCCUCUCUUCUUCUUCUCCUCUCCUCCACAAGCGCGUCUCGCGUCCUCAUGCAAAGAAUAUCAUUCUCGCCGCCGCUCGUCUUAUUGCUGCACACUCCCAAAGAUCUUCUUUCUCCUCUUCUCCCUCUUCUCCCUCUUCUUCUGCGUCCUCCUCUCCGUUUUCUCGCUCUUUCUCUCGCUCCGCGUCACCGUCUCUUUCUUCAGCUUCGUCCUCUUCUUCGUCGCAUUCUGAUUCGUGCGAGGCUUCUUCGCAGUUUCUCACGGCGUCCGCGCAACGACGGACAGACCGAGGACGAGACGUCAAGAAGCGUCGAGGAAUCGAGGAGAGAGAGUCCGACAGCGAUACAACCAAGAGGAACAGAGAGGGGAAGCGAGAGAGGAGAGAAAAGCACCGUUCAAGCGAUGGCGACGCGAGCGGGAGAAGCUCGAGCCAAUCGGUGGGAGACGAAAAGGAGAUUUCACUGUCCCGACACCGGGCAGAAGCAGACGGAGAAGGGGGCAAGGCGGCGGCACAUUGCCAAGAGAAAUCGCCGCGAGUUUCUGAGGAAUUAAAGCGCCUUCAGCGCCUCUGCGGAGACGCAUGCGCUUGGGAAGCUAUUGCCGCAGGCGACGAGAAAUUCGCUUCGGACACUGACGCCGAGGAGACCGAUUCAGACGACGCAGACGAGGAAGCACAAAGAGGCGAGACACACGAGAAGGCGCAAGGAGCGCAAGACGAAGGAGAGGAUAUCCGAGACGGGGGCUUGGGUUUCGCAUCUAGAGUCGUCCUCCGAAGCGAGCAACGGACACCGUCCAUGUCUGCCUGGCGUUCUGAGGAGGCUCGCAGAGGGACAGAAGCCAAGGCCGAGCUUCGAAGCUCUCCGUCAACAUGGAGACAAGAGGCAACGAGGAACGCGAACUCCGCCCGGUGCCUCCACGCCUCUUCCGCGUUCUGUCUCUCCUCUCCUUCGUCUCCAAGCACCUCAGCUUCUCUCUGUGAAUCGAGACUGGUUGCUUCUUCCUGCGACGCGAGAUCUUUGUCUUCUUCUUCUCUCAGGGGUACUCUGUUUCCUCCUUUUCCUCGGGAGCUGCGCCCCAAGGCGUUGUGGCGCGAGGCGCGAAUGGACGCGUCUUUUCGACCUUCGUUUCUUCCUUUUCUCGACCCGGGCGUCCACGUGAGUCUGCCGGACUUUGCGCUCUUCGUCGAUCCGUAUGUCCCUCCAAAGUGGCUUCGACGGCACGGACGAGGCCGCAGCGCCGUUUUCAACCUUCGAGAGCGAGGAGAAUACUCGCAAGAUCACGACACAGACGAGGACGAAGAGCGCGGAGAAGAAGGCAAACGCUUCCUGCAGGGCGGGUCGUCGCGUCGCAGGAGAGAAGGACAAGAUGGAAGCGUCCGGUUUUCGUGGAGACGAAUUGACGAGGCAGGCGACAGGCGAGCUCUGCGUUCAGGUGCUCGGCCGCCAGGCGUUCGCAUAACGCAACAUGGUUCUGGGCGAGUCUCUGGGAGAGACGAGUUCGGCAUGCCGGCAAUGAGGCGGUUCCUCACACUCCAUGUCUCCACCUCAGAUGCAUCCGAUGAAGCGGCUUCGAUCCGACGUCCAAUCAACAUGCGAUGGAGGCUCCUUCGCGUGAACCAAGGAAAUCAAGGUGCCGGGAGAGACGCACUCUCAGAGAUCCCAGAAGCCUCCGCUCGAGCGCAGGCUCCUCCGAACGUCCGGCCUACUCCCUCCACGUCUUCUUUUCGUCCUCUUUCUACUCCUUCUGCUGUCCGCUCUUCUCCUGCAUCUUCUCUGCGUCCUUCUUCCGCUUGCGUUCGUCGUCACCUCGCCUCCUUUGGCUCUUCUUCCCUAGGUUUAGAGCGUCGAUCUUCUCUCCCAGAACGCUCGGUCUCGGAGGUGUUGCUUCCACUUUUAAAUUUGCUCGGCUCGGAUGCUGCGCCGGUGGAGGGGCGCGACGAAACAGAGACAGACGCGAGAGCAGAGACAGACGCGAGAGCAGAGGAAGACGCGAGAGCAGAGGGAGACAGAGCGAACGUCUGCGAGGUCGUCCGAACCUUGUUGAACCUGCCUCGACGCGUCCUCUACAGACAACUCCCGUCGCCUCAGGUCUCGAGAGGUGAAAGUCGAGACAGCAGAGACGAUGCAAUCCGCUGGUUCCUACAGCGCAGACGCGACGAGAUAGGAACUGGAGACGCAGGAAGCCGAGAAGAGAGGAGGGAUGGAGAAGCGAACGCGCGAAUCAGAGGCGAGAGAACAGAAGAAGAGAGAAUCGGAAAUGGAGAAGAAUCACGAGAAGGCCGCAGAGAGAGAAGUGAAGUGCAGCUGCAAAACAGAACCGCCAGACAAGAGGAAAGACCUGGGAGCCCCGGUGGUGCGUCUCUCUCUGACGAGGGCGACUUGUCUUGUGUCUCAACUCUUGAUCAUGUGCCAUUGGGGACCCGUCCUGUGGCUUCGCUUUCUCAAGACUCGUCUUUCGCUGCUCCCGGAGGUUCACCUUCUCCGUCUUUGCCGUUGCCGCGUCGCCACCCGCUGUUCGCCUCGUCUCCUCCUCCGUUCUCGUCUUUUUCUCGACCUCGUCCGUCUCCAGCUUCUCUCUGUUCCGUCUCACCGUUCUCGCCUCGCCUCAGGCACUUGCAUGCUCCUCCCCAAGCUUCCACCUGCACAGGCGCUCGGCCAACGCAACUCCAGACAACUCGAGACCAGGCGUCUGCGUCCAUUCCUUCUUUUUCUGCCCCUGUCUCUGCUUCUCCUUCAUCGGUUUCGUCUCCCUCUCCUCUCGCGCCCGCUUCCUCUUCUUCUCCUUCCUCGUCUGUGUUACCGUCGUCGUCUUGCUCUUCUUCUCUGCUGGGGGUGUCUCUAUCACCGGCGCUGCCUCGCCAGCUGGCCGCGCCCUCGCCGGUGACUGAAGCGGCAGAGCGAGGCGACAGGCUAGAGAGGCUGCAGGUAACUCCCGCGGAAACAGAGAGCGAGAGACCGACCAGAGACGAAAGAGCCAUGAACGACAGAGAGAGCCGCCUAACCGAGCAAGAAGAAGAUCACGAGCUCGCGGAGGAGGAACAAGAGCUCGAGGGAGAAGAAGAUCACGAGCUCGCGGAGGAGGAACAAGAGCUCGAGGGAGACGAGAGGGCUGGCCGUAUGACACAGGCGGCGCGCGAGCGGAGACAGGAAAGAGAGCAAAGCGAGGAACUGGCGAACAGGACCUGGGGCAGAAUUUGGAGAUCACUCACCACGCGAGUUGGCCUUGGAGACGCGAGGCGGCACACAUCGAAAGAAGCCUCUGAAGAGUGGACACACCCUCGCGAAAAGCGACAGACGCUCGACUGGGUGGAGGUCCCGACUGCGUUGGUGGACUUUCUCAGCGUCUACCUCUACCGCUGCAACAUUCCCCUCGUCGCCGCGUCUCUGCUUCUGCAUGCAGCAGCCUUGGGACAACUGUCUCCUUCUCGGUCUCGCUGUCUGUCUCCAGAGGCUCUCUGGUCGCCGCUUCCGUUUCGUUCUCUGCCGACAGUCUCUUCAGAGGCGUCGCGUCGCAGGAACGCAAGAAAGAAGAGGGGCGGCAGAGCGAAGAAAGGGAGGACAGAGGCGAGUGUGGCAGGAGAGAGCGAGGGAGACAGAGAGGUGAUGGGAGGCUCGGCACAUUCGAGUCCAAGCCGUGAACGGGGCAGAGGCAGGCGGCGAGAGCGUCGCUCCUGGCGCUCUCUCGAAGCUGCGACAGAAGAGGUAUUCGAAUGCGGCGUCGAGCCUUUGGAGACUGAGAGCUCUGCUGGGGCUUCCAGGGCGUCGUUCGCUUCCUCGCUACGCCAAGAUGAGCUCGACAUUCCACAUCCGCCAGCAGGUCUUUGCGCACCGCGCGUCCGCGUCUGUGCACAUGAGUGGAAUAUCCCCGCAGUCAGGUUUUCGCUUUGUGCGUCCUUCGUCGCUUCCUGUUCCAUUGAUGCCUCCAUUCGCCUCAUUCGAGCUCAGCCUCCGCCGGUCCCUCCUUCUUCUGGCCUCUCUUCUGGGCGCCGCUCAUCUCCUGUUCUCCCUCCGUUCCAGCCUUCUGGUCUUUGUUCUUCUUGUGUCUCUCCUUCGUCUCCGCGUCCGGCGGGGAGUCUCCGAGAGCGAAUCGUGCGUAGUUCUCGACGCGACCGAGACAACGAGACGGCGCAGACCAGCGGAGAGAGGACGCAAUGGACGAAGAAACGCGAAGACGCAAUGGGCGAUCUGCUCGCUAUUCACCGCAUUCCCGGCUGGGCGUGGAAUGUCGCCUGGCUCGAUAUGCGUGCUCUCGGCACCCUCGACUGGGAUCAGCUUUUCGACCUCUCGGUUCCUCGGCCUGCAGCCGGCGGCAGGGCGACGGCGGCGCGUUCGCAGGAACGCGGCUUGCGUGUCUCUCCCUCUGAAGGGGAUCGGCUGGCGCGAGACGUCUACGCUGUCGAUCCGGGACUCUGUCGCGGAGAGCGAGGAGACAGAGGAGACGUCAAAGCUGUCGCGGGCGAAGCCGCCAGCGCUCUCGACCGCGAGCGCGAGUGGAUCGUGCGGCAGACGCUGUCCGAGAACGAAGAAGUCGACGGUGGAGAGGAAGACGGAGAAACCAACGGCUGGAGACUGGACGAGCAGCAAGGAGAAGGCGAAGCGACAGAAGAAGCAGAGAACAAGGAACGCAGGUGGCGACAGACGGCCAUCCGCGCAGUCCUCGGGGCUUGCGAGCCGAGUCUGAGAAGUGCACUGGUGGCCUUCUCCCAUCCCUCGUUCAACCCUGUGACUGGAGAGCGCCGGCGUCUCCAGGAUCGCUGCUUCCGCGAGGCGCUCAAGAUGGCCGAACAGAGGUUUCGCGAAGUGCAGGAGACGCCUUUCGAUGGCCAUGGGCGAGCGGCUGGAGACAUGCCAACAGGGCGCGCAGGCGACGCGGCCGAGGACGCGGAGAGACGAACAGAGAGAGGAACGAGUCGGACUGAACUGAGACGCGCGGGAGGCGCACAGGGGCGGCUAGCGAGGCGACUCAGAGGCGACGUCUCCAGUGACGAGGAAGAGAGAGAAGACGAGAGAAGACCAGCAGCUGAGGACACCGACAACAUGCUUUCUACGAGACGCGACAGUGGACUCCAGAUAUCCGCUGGUGUUGAGGCAGGGCAAGCGAGAGAGAGAAACCGAUCUGUGAAAAGAAAGAAGGCGAACGAGCGCUUGGGUUCGCGGGAUCCAGGAGACAGUGUGGGGUGGAACAGGCGCGAGGAGGCAGAGAGACCACCGCAGGGAAUCGUCUUGAGGUGGACUCCUGACUCUGCUGAAAGUCUCUCGAGUUUCUUGGCAAGUCAGAGGAAGGAGCUGCAGCGAGAGUUCCGUGAAGGUAUGCAAGACGUCGAGAAGAGUUUCGACGCAUGCGUCCGCAUGCACCACGCGACGGCCGCGUCGCUACUGAGCCUCGACCCGCGCGCGUUCCUGGGGGACUCUGCGCUGCUCGACGAGAUACAGAAAAUCGCGGACGGUCUCCAAGAGCAGAAACGCCAUCUCCGCGAGUGGACGCGAGCUGUGCGUGCUGUGAGAUCAGAGUCUCCUUUCGUCUCUUCGUCGCCAUCCACCUCGUCGUUGCCUCUGCAGCGUUUUCCUUCUUCGCUCGCUUCGUCGCCCUCUGAGUCUUCGUCUGUCCCCCUUCCUCAGCCUGUCUCUCCUUCGGCUUCGUCUUCUUCGUCUUUUUCUUCCUCCGCCCCGAGUCUCUCUGUGGAAUCCGCGUCUGCGGCGGCGCAGGAUUUGUCUCGCGCGCGCCUGGCUGCCGCCAGGCUUCAGCGUCAGCGCUUGCGCGUACAGGCCAGCCGCGUACGCGUCGAAACCUCUGCCCCUGAGCUCUCGGCGCGACUCUCGCUCGUCCAUGUCCUGCUCCAGCAGCGAAGAGGCCGCGACGCGAACCGGGGUGCGGCACAUGGUUCCUUUCAAACAUUGAGAACCGAGCAGGAGGCGCAGAGGACGGAGCAGGAGGCGCAGAGAACGGAGGAGGAGGCGCAGAGAACGGAGGAGAAGGCGCAGAGAACGGAGGAGGAGGUGCAGAGAACGGAGGAGGAGGCGCAGAGAACGGAGGAGGAGGUGCAGAGAACGGAGGAGGAGGCGCAGAGAACGGAGGAGGAGGUGCAGAGAACGGAGGAGGAGGUGCAGAGAACGGAGGAGACACGUGGCGAAGCGGCGAGAGACGCGAAGACAGAAAGAGGCGGCGGGAGUCAAGCGCAAGUCGUGUCUCGGCAUUCUGGCCCAGGGAGGCAGGGGCGACAGGGCCGCGGAGCGAGGGAGGAGGCGCUGCGCAGGCGAGAUAAGUCGCGCGCGAGCGAGGCGAGGAAAGGUGGAGGCGAACAGGGGGAAGGGGAGUGCGGGGCGUCUGGCGCUUCCCUGGAGUCUCCUUCCAGCGAGGCCGCUUCCUUCGUCUGUCGAGAGGAGACGACUGCAAGCGCGGCGAUCAACGCAGUCCUGCUCAGCAUGAGACCUCGAUGUGCUCAGCAGACGGGUGCUCGGGACCCGAGACGAAAUUCGAGUUCUUCUCCGUCUCCUCUGUCUCCUUUGUCUCCUUUGUCGUCUUCUUUUUCGGCUUGUCCUUCGUCACCUGGCAUGUCCUCAACUUCCGAAGAGAGCGUGACGGAGAGCCGUUCUGGAGACGCCGACGCUGAGGGCAGCGCGAACGCGGUGUGGCGACGGCGUUUAGAGCGCUUUCUUCUUCUUUCGGACUCUGACGAAACGGACCGCCUUGCCUUUUCUCACAGAUCUUCUGCCAAGGCCUCGCCUGCAAGCCCGGUCGCUUCGCCUCAUUCUUCUCCGUUGUCUGCCUCUGUGACGCAUCCUUCGCCGACGUAUCUCUCUUCUUCUCUGUCGCCUGCUGACCUUUUGCAGAGGAAUGGAGACUGGCAAACAGAUCGACGGAUGCGCGCCUCUGCAGGGGGCCUUCCGGCGUCUCUGCAGCAGGCACAGCACCUGCGACUUCCCUCGAGGUUCCGCUCCACUCUUCGCUCUCGCCUGCGUCUUUUGCCGGGGCGUCGCACAGCUCGAGUGAGGGAGGACGCGCUCGAGAGCCGAGAGAGGAGCGACGCAAGCGAGGAGAUGGCCACAGUCAACGACGCAGAGAAGCGCCGCCUGGCCUCACAGCUCCUUGUGGCAACUGGACAGAAGUCGCUCUUCCUCUUGCGCCCGCGCUUCGAGCUCGUCGAGGAAACUGAAGGCCUUUUACAGAACGAAGUUGGACCGAAGAUGGACAAGGAGGUGGAGCAGGUGCUGGAGACGAAUCAGGAGAAAGAGUCCCUCCGGAAGGAAACGACAGGGGAGGUGGAAGAGACCAAUCGUGGCGUCCGCCGCAUAUUCGAAGUCAGUGCGCCGAUGUGUAGAGAACUGCAUGCAGUCGCGGCAGGGCAUCGGCGAAGAAACAGUCUCGACGGGGCCUUCGCGUCACGAGCAGACGAGGCCGCUGAAAGGAAACAAAUGAAAAAACGCAUGCCCAGCAAUCUUCCGGAUGUCCCCACCGAUGUCUCACAUACCCUUCCCUCUUCCUCUUCUUCUUCCUCGUCAUCUUCCUCUUCUUCUUCCUCGUCGGCUUCCGCUUCUUCUUCCUCGUCUUCUUCCUCUUCUUCUUCCUCGUCUUCUUCCUCUUCUUCUCUUCCUGGUUCUUCGCGUCGUUGGCAUGUGAAACUGGAGGAAGUCGCGUCGAUUCCAAACGUCUUUCCUUCAGCGCUUGUGUCGGAUUUCAAGCGGCUCUGCUUUCUGCGCGCGGUCGAGGACGCGGGUCUGGUCGUUUGCGGCUUCCAGCAUGGAGGUCCUAUCCUCGUCUACGCAGUGGAAACUUGUCCCCUCACUCAAGGUCUCUUCCUGCGCGCAGUCGCCAUGUGCAUGGGCGUCGACGCCGCGCUGCGCCAUCUCCCUGAGGAGCUGCGAAACAGGAGCGUCGAAGAUCGGCUGCUUUUUGUGCCGCCGCAAGAUACCGGCGCAGACUCCUCUCGAAUUAGUGGCUUUGCAGUCUGGCACCAGCUCGUGGACGGCGGCGACGAAAGCUCUGGCUGUGGUGUCACUGCCGAGGACGAGGGUCGUCGGGGGAAAAGCGUCUCGGUCAGGAUUUACCUCUUGACGGUUUCGCUGACGCUCCUUUGCUACGAGUUUUCCUACGACAAGUACCUGUCCUCGCGGUCGUCACCUCCGCCGUAUUCGUUCGAGGAAAACGGGAGGCGCGAGAAUUGCUCAGAGCCUCAAGACUGCAUGUUUUCUCCUGAACGCGGUGCAUGUCUCUAUCCGGGGAGUGGGGGCGACGCCUCACAUGUGCAGCCGGGACAAGUUCAACUCCACGACGAUUUCCAAGUCGUCCUCCUCGACGAGAGAGACUUUUUUUUGUGACAGAAAAUGUUUCUUGCCACUGGGGCUUUGCUUGCUUGUCUACGUUCGGGGAUGUUUUUCUCUUGAGUUGUUUCGCUUCGCGUUUCGCUCUUCUAUCUGGGUUUCGGAAGGUUUCUCGUUUCGUUUCUUGCCUAGAGGGCGCGUCCCGAUUCGGAGUCUCCUUCUCUCUAUCCGCGUUUGUGUUUUUGCCUCGACGUCGAGGACCGUUUCUCUGCUGUGUUCGUCUUUGAUUUCCGGCGUCUGGCGACAAACGCGCGCGAGUCUGCGAAGCUAGACGCAGGUCCUCACUCGAG
Toxoplasma gondii ME49 is the source of this 10892-nucleotide messenger RNA. RefSeq lists its product as hypothetical. The transcript is spliced from 9 exons. Gene Ontology annotation, molecular function: neurexin family protein binding. Lineage: Eukaryota; Apicomplexa; Conoidasida; Eucoccidiorida; Sarcocystidae. The coding region runs from base 574 to 10599 and encodes 3341 amino acids. Gene Ontology annotation, biological process: exocytosis. The record is from RefSeq and is a predicted model, not a curated record. Gene Ontology annotation, cellular component: plasma membrane; exocytic vesicle.